Meyerozyma guilliermondii ATCC 6260 is the source of this 1122-nucleotide messenger RNA. RefSeq lists its product as uncharacterized. Gene Ontology annotation, cellular component: cytoplasm. Gene Ontology annotation, biological process: NADPH regeneration. Gene Ontology annotation, molecular function: nucleotide binding; oxidoreductase activity. NCBI's taxonomy places the organism in Eukaryota, Fungi, Ascomycota, Pichiomycetes, Serinales, Debaryomycetaceae. Bases 1 to 1122 code for a protein of 373 amino acids. The transcript has a single exon. The record is from RefSeq and is a predicted model, not a curated record.
AUGCAACAUGCAGUGCUCCGGUGCGGCGCGUCGACUACUAAAAGGUACUGUGGUCCUGAAAUUUUCCACUUCGGAAAAACCAUGUCGUUGAAUCUUGCUAUAGUCGGAACGGGAAUUUUUGCUACUGAUAAGCAUCUUCCAACAAUUGCCAACAUCAAGGAGUUGACUCCUUCUGCCUGCUACAACAGAACCAAAUCUAAGGCUGAAACCUUUGCUGAGAAGGCAGGGAUCAAACAGGAAAAUGUGUUCAAUUCUUUGGAAGAGGUUUUCGAAUCGAAGCUGGUUGAUGCCGUAGAUGCCCUUUUGCCUGUACAGUACAACUUGGAUGCUGUGAAGCUUGCGGUCCAACACAACAAGCCUAUUUGUCUCGAGAAACCAAUAGCUGCAAACUUGCAACAAGCUAGAGAAAUUGUCAAGCUUUCUUCCGGUUCGUCGACUCCAAUCGCCAUUUUGGAACAAUGGUCAUUCUUGACGGUGAUUAAGACCCUCAAAGAGGAAAUUUUACCAAAAAUUGGCGACAUUGCUUCGUUCACUUACCACUCUACUGGAGCAUGGAACGACAACAACAAAUACUUGGCCACUGGCUGGAGACAGAACCCAGAACACAUUGGUGGGUUCUUGAGUGAUGGUGGUGUGCAUCAAUUGGCUUUGUUGACCGAUGUUUUGGGAGAAGUUGAUACUGUCUCUGGUUUCACCAAACAGUUGAGAAAAGAGAGUGGAGCCGAUGACAUCUUGUACUCUACUUUCAAGAUGAAGUCUGGAGUCAUUGGAAACUUUACUUAUGGCUCUGCCUUCGGUGCUGCCGACAAGACGUUGAGAUUCACCAUAAUGGGAACCAAGGGUUCUGUCAUUUACGACUUUUCUCCAUCGUUGCCCAAGCCAACUCUCAGCUACCAAGUCGGUGAGUCUUCCCAACGUACUACUGAAAAAGAGGUUAUUGAGGUGGACGAGAUCGACAACAUGAAAGCCGAGUUCGUGAACUUUGCUGAAGCUGUGUUGAGUAAGGAAAAGUCCAAGAUCGUUGUUCCUCCUGCCAAGGCUUUCCACCAUUUGGCAGUUAUAGCUGCUGCUCUUGAAAGUUCGAGCAAAAACGGUACCGCUGUAAAGGUAGAGGAGCCAUGA